Messenger RNA from Rhododendron vialii, 2651 nucleotides. Its product is annotated as G-type lectin S-receptor-like serine/threonine-protein kinase At1g34300. Gene Ontology annotation, biological process: protein phosphorylation. The record is from RefSeq and is a predicted model, not a curated record. Bases 25 to 2514 code for a protein of 829 amino acids. Gene Ontology annotation, molecular function: protein serine/threonine kinase activity; ATP binding. Lineage: Eukaryota; Viridiplantae; Streptophyta; Magnoliopsida; Ericales; Ericaceae. The transcript has a single exon.
AGAGAGAGAGAGAGAGAGAGAGAGAUGGGGGUACCAUUUGCACUAAUGUUGACACUCUUGUUUUCCUCCGUUUUCUCGACCGAUAUCUCCCCCGGCUCAACCCUCUAUGCCUCAGACCCAACGCAAACUUGGACUUCCCCAAUGAAAAACUUCUCUCUCGGCUUCAUAUCCGACGGCUUCGCCCACUUUGCUGCUGUCACCUACAACGGCAUCGCAGUCUGGAAGGCCGGAGGCAGCGAUGACGGUGGUGGGGCAGCCGACUCAUCUGCCUCCCUCCGGUUCCUCGCCAAUGGCAACCUCCGUCUUGUCAACGGCUCCUCUGGCUCCGUCGUGUGGCAGUCCAACACCGCUGACCGCGGCAUCAUCUCCGCCUCCCUUGACGACUCAGGUAACUUUGUCCUGAAAAACAGUGCUGUUUCUAUUUGGUCCACCUUCAAUAGCCCAACUGAUACCAUUUUGCCCUCACAAAACUUCACCAUUAACCAAGUACUGCGAUCUGGGUUGUACUCUUUCAGUCUCCUUACCUCUGGAAAUCUAGCACUAAGAUGGAAUGACUCUAUAUUGUAUUGGAGUUUGGGUUCGGAUUUAUCACACAACAACAUAAACAUAACAUCACCUAGUUUAAGACUUGAAUCGAAUGGCACCGUAUCAAUCUCCGAUCCAUCACUUUCAAACACUUCAGUCAUGGCUUAUAGCAGUGAUUAUGCCGAAGGAGGUGACAUACUUAGGUUUCUGCGAUUGGACUCUGAUGGGAAUCUGAGGAUUUAUAGCUCUGCCAAGGGAAGUGGGAAAAUCACAGAGAGAUGGGCGGCUGUUCCUAAUCUGUGUCUAGUUUUCGGAUACUGUGGGGAUAUGGGCAUUUGUAGUUACAGCGAUACGGGUCCGAUUUGUGGGUGUCCUUCCCUGAAUUUCGAUCCAAUUGAUCCGAAUAAUAGACGAAAAGGGUGCCGGAGGAGAGUGGAGAUAGAGGAUUGUCCCGGUAGAGAAACAAUGUUGCAAUUAGACCACGCAAUGUUUUUGACAUACCCUCCCGAGUUGGUUCCACAACAUUUCACCGGGGGCAUAGCAGAGUGCCGGUCGAAUUGCCUGAAUAGCCGCUCUUGCAUUGCCUCCACUUCAUUGGCGGACGGGCAGGGGUCGAUUUACAUGAAAUUCCCGGGUUUUUUAAGCGGGUAUCAGUCUCCGGCCCUCCGUACCACUUCAUUUCUCAAGGUUUGUGACCCGAUAAUACCAAAUCCAUCUAUUUCCCGCAAGAAUGCUCGCGGGUAUCAUGCAUGGGUUGUCGUACUUGUGGUUCUGGGCACCAUUUUUGGUUUCGUUGUGCUAGAGGGUGUCUUCUUGUUGUGGUUACGUGGAAAAAGUCAGCUAUUCGGGGGUCUCUCCAGUCAACAUUCCCUUCUCGACUUCGUCUCUGGGGUAUCACUCCAGUUCUCCUACAAAGAGUUGCGAUCGGCCACAAAAGGUUUUAAGUAUAAGGUCGGAGGAGGAGAAUUUGGGGCUGUUUUCGUCGGUACUCUUGCCAAUGGAACCGUCGUUGCAGUAAAGCGUCUCGAGGGAAUCGAGCAAGGGGAGAAACUGUUUCGGAUGGAAGUUGCAACUAUAAGCAACACCCACCAUUUGAAUUUAGUCAGAUUGAUCGGAUUCUGCUGCGAAGGACAUCAUCAUAGGCUUCUGGUAUACGAGUACAUGCAAAAUAGAUCCCUUGAUCAUUUCCUUUUCCCAAGGGAAGAAUUCUUCGAAAAAUCGUUGAGUUGGGAGUGUAGGUUCACGAUAGCCCUCGGUACGGCCAAGGGAAUCGUGUAUCUACACGAGGAGUGUCGAGACUGCAUCGUGCACUGUAACUUAAAGCCGGAAAACAUCCUCUUGGAUGAGAAAUACACUGCCAAAGUCUCGGAUUUCGGCCUAGCAAAAAUCGCUAGUCCUAAGAAAGACCAUCAUCGACACCGAACCCUGGCAAAUGUUAGAGGGAAUACGAGAGGUUAUUUUGCUCCAGAACUGGUCGCAAACCUUUCAGUAACAUCAAAAGCUGAUGUUUACUGUUACGGCAUGGUUUUACUGGAGAUAGUGAGCGGCAGAAGAAGUUUCGAAGUCUCCAUAGAAACAGAUGAGAAAAAGUUUUCAGUUUGGGCUUAUGAGAGGUUUGAAAAGGGGAAUGUGAAGGGAAUUGUUGACAAAGGAAUGGUAGAUCAUGAGGAAGUGGAUAUGAGCCAAGUAAUGAGGGCCAUUCAGGUGGCCUUUUGGUGCAUCCAAGAGCAACCUUCUCAGAGGCCAACAAUGGGAGAAGUGGUGCAAAUGUUAGAAGGGAUUACUAAGAUUAGAAAGCCACCAAACCCUAAGGCUGUUGGUGAGGGGGCUUUUGAUGAGGAUGUGGGUGGUGGUAAUGUGAGUGGUUUUUCGAACUUUGUAGAUUCAACAAUGGCUCCCUCUCCAUCAUCCUCAUUUCAAACCUCAUCUUUUCAUUUGGAAAGGAAUUUAGAGAGGGCAUCUUCAUCCCUUUUACAUUUAGAGCACUAAGUAAUAUCACUUUCAAACCCCAAGGUGUUUUCCCGAGUGAAUAUGAAAAAGCAAAUGAGUACUUGUUCUUCGUGAGGCCACAUGUUCGAAUCCUACGGAGGCUUGACAUUCCACAUCUUGAGGCCACUGGAGAAUUU